Messenger RNA from Atta colombica, 797 nucleotides. Its product is annotated as cytochrome b5-like. The transcript has 4 exons. The record is from RefSeq and is a predicted model, not a curated record. Bases 363 to 797 code for a protein of 144 amino acids. Gene Ontology annotation, molecular function: heme binding. Gene Ontology annotation, cellular component: membrane; intracellular membrane-bounded organelle. NCBI's taxonomy places the organism in Eukaryota, Metazoa, Arthropoda, Insecta, Hymenoptera, Formicidae.
AAGAAUUUUCAUCAGUUGUCAAUCGAUUAUCUUAGUGAAGUGCCUGUGUAUUCAAAGAUUAUUUCCAUCUACACUGCGUAACUCUUUCUGCAAAUCAUCGCUAGGGGACGGCUAGCUACACUUAAUGCAUUUUCAUGAGUUCGUAGUUCACGGAGACAACACGAAAGUCGUACGCAUUCAUGACACACCGUUCGUGAAGAAAGACAGCUAUUCACUUUACGGCUUCAAUUCAUCACUGAUUUAAAUUGUGCAGUGACUUCCAAGUGAUAUUAACGGAAAGAAACGUGUAUUCCUCGUUAAAACAUAUAAUCGCAAAUUGCCUUUCAACAUAUCUACUACUUUCGAAUCAGUGUAUUACUAUAAUGGACGUCUACACGAUCGACGAAGUUGCCAGUCACAAUAAUGCCAAGGAUCUAUGGAUCGUGAUACACGGUGGAGUCUAUAAUAUCACCAAGUUCUACAAGGAACAUCCUGGCGGCGAGGAAGUGCUGCUGAAAUUAGCGGGGCAAGAUGCGACAGAAUGUUUUGAGGCCAUCGGUCAUAGUAAUGAGGCGAUUAUUUUACGUCAGAAUUUCAAAAUUGGAGAGAUAGGGAAGAGUGUAAGCUUCGAUAAUAAAAUAAAAACGACAAAUGCAGAAAUAAAAGAACCAGCGGAGGAAGAUUGGCAAUAUCAAGAACCAGACAAGGAACAAACGACGUUCUGGUCCUCGACAUUCAUGUGGUUCUCUUUCAUAAUUUAUGCUAUAAUAAUUUAUUAUUGGAUCAGAAAACUAGGAUUUAUGAGCGCAAUUUUUUAA